This is a messenger RNA of Neodiprion virginianus, 4725 nucleotides long. RefSeq names its product pyrokinin-1 receptor-like. Gene Ontology annotation, cellular component: plasma membrane. The coding region runs from base 223 to 2061 and encodes 612 amino acids. The transcript has 3 exons. The record is from RefSeq and is a predicted model, not a curated record. Lineage: Eukaryota; Metazoa; Arthropoda; Insecta; Hymenoptera; Diprionidae. Gene Ontology annotation, molecular function: neuromedin U receptor activity. Gene Ontology annotation, biological process: neuropeptide signaling pathway.
CCGCCGUCGCAGUUGUCCCAUUGAAGCGGUGACUCGCGGAGCGAAAUACAGAGAACCGGCGGCAACUCGGUGGCCGGUUUGAAUCGCGAAUGACAAAUAAAGCAAAGGAAUUCAAAUUUUACCGAGCGGUGAUAAUAUCCCAGUGAAUUCAAACAAUCCUCAACAAUACCCGUAAACAAACACAAACCAUGGUGAAAAGUGGCGAUUAUCAGUGAGUUAAAGAUGGCCUGGAACAACUCCGGGGCUAAUUUAACGGGGCUUUUUUCGCCCCUAGAUAACCAUUCCGCGUGGUCGAAAGACGGAGGGGACGAGGCUUACCAGAUGCUGGGUCCGCGUCGAGACGCGCUCUACGUUGUGGUGCCGAUAACGGUGAUGUACGCGUCGAUAUUCCUCACGGGUAUAAUCGGGAACGUGAGCACGUGCAUCGUGAUCGCGCGUAACAAGUCCAUGCACACGGCCACCAACUACUACCUCUUCAGCUUGGCGGUCUCCGACUUGCUCCUCCUGGUCUCCGGACUUCCGCCGGAAAUCUACCUCGUCUGGUCCAAGUACCCCUACGUAUUCGGCGAGGGUUUCUGCGUUCUGAGAGGACUCGCAGCCGAGACGUCGACGAACGCUACCGUGCUCACGAUAACGGCCUUCACCGUCGAACGUUACGUGGCGAUCUGCCACCCCUUCCUCUCCCACACCAUGUCGAAACUCUCCCGUGCGAUAAGGUUGAUCCUGGUUAUCUGGUUGGUCGCCCUUUGCUUCGCCGUCCCGCAGGCCCUCCAGUUCGGCAUCGUCGUCCACCCCGACAAAGCGUCGGACAUCGUUAUGUGCACGUACAAGACGGUGAUCCUCGAGCACUCCUUCGAGCUUUCGACCUUCCUCUUCUUCCUCGUUCCCAUGACCCUCAUCACCGUUCUCUAUGCUCUGAUCGGACUAAAGCUCAGGAAGUCGAACAUGAUGAAGAGAGUUUCGGGCAGCGGUCCUAAUGGCCGGAAGGGCGCCGUCGUAACACUGAGGAAGGACAGCAGGAACUGUCGACACAGCACCGGAAGGUCGUCUCAUCGUGUUCUGAAAAUGCUCGUGGCUGUUGUGGUGGCGUUUUUCAUCUGCUGGGCACCGUUUCACGUCCAGAGGCUGAUCGCGAUCUAUGGGACUAACACGGUGGACCACAUAAGCUCCAACAGCCCUUGGAUGGCCUUUCUGUACCUGCUGUUCACCUACAUUUCCGGGGUUCUUUACUACUUCUCGACAACCGUCAACCCCAUCCUCUACAACAUAAUGUCCAACAAGUUCCGCGAGGCUUUCAUGGAAACCCUCUCCCGCUGCUGUAGAAUCGGUGGCUACAAGGGCAGGCGAAGCCAGCGUCGUUCCUAUUCGACCCUGUCGCGGUCCCAGCAGCGAGCAAACGGCGUUUUCGGCUGUCGAAACGGGGGCCCACACGGGGCCCAAGAAAGCACGGACUGUUCGGGUAACUCCCAGUCAAUAAGAGACGACAGCUUGCAGCAGAGCGUAUCGGGGGGCGGUGGUUGCAACGCGAUUUCGAAGAACCCCUCGUGCGAUUCGCGGCUACCAAUGUCGGGAAAGCGUUCCUCGUCUCGUCGUACGCUGAGCACGGAAAUCGGAAGCAGCGAGGCGAAUCCCAGCGGCGUUAAGCUCAGCGGUCAAAGUCAGCGCGGGCGUUGGUCGCAAGCUCGUAAAAGCUCGCCGCGAAGGGAGGGGAGUCCGCAUAGUCCCGAGGGAGCUGCGAAGGUUCGGGGAACGGCGAUCGUCUACUACAGGAGGAGCGGCAGGCCGCGGAACCGACGGUGGUGGGACAUCUUCAAGUGGCUUUCGGGCCGCAAGCCCGUCGCGGGACGCGGGGCAUCAUACUCGCCUCCGGGGCCCCUCGAGAACGUCAUCAUCGACGUGCAGAUAAACCCCGAGGAGUACUCGAUGACCCCGUGCAACAUCAGCAACACCAGCCUCAGGGACGUCGAUCACAGGGCGAUGGACGAGGAGCUUUCCGCGUACAUGGAGGAGAUCAGGAGGAGGGAGCUUCAGGGCGAGAUUAGGGCCUCGGGGAACGGCUAGGCUACGAACUCUUUCGUCUUUUUGUCGAAAUCGCGGCCAGUCAGCUGUUUCGUCUGGUUAAACUGUGGUAGUGGGUUUAACAAAUUGCCCUUGGAGAAGAUCGUCUGGUUUAAUUGGUGCGCAGGCUGCGAGAUGAGGACGCGUAAUUUGCGUCCCGUCAGUUUUUUACUUACACUCCGGAGACAAGAUUCGUGCGUGCGGAAAAUGAUUAUUAAUUAGAGUGCGGGUGCUUAAAAUUCCUUGUUAUAAUAAUGCGGUGUGUUAAUGUAAAGAAAAUUCAUCAUGUCGUUUCCUGAUUGGACGGAUUAUAUUAUGUUAUAUAGCUGCUGUUUUGAGGAACGACGCAUCACAGACUCGAUUUUUGCGGUGAUUAAUUCACAUCAAACCGGUCAUCCAGAUAAUGAGAUUAUUAUCGAUGAUGGAUUAGCGUCGAGUUCGCGUGGAAGAGAUGACAAGAAUGUUUUCGCUGAGUAUAUUUCAUUAUUGGUAAUUUUUGUGUUUCUUUUUUCUUUGACAUUUUUUCUUUCAUUCUUCUUCUUUCUUCUUCAGUAUUGUUUUCACGCGUCAUUUGAGAUUGCUGUAGCGUUCGUAAGCUGGCAAGAAUAGUGUAAAUUGUAUAAACAUAACUGAUUAUUAAUAUAACAUGUAAUAUAUUUUCGCAUCGACUGUUUGUUACUGUUUGUAUAUGAUUGUAUCCUGUAUCAAAGACGUUAUACUACAAUUAGUGGCAGAUACGGUUCGCGUUAACGUGACGUAUUUUUCGUUACUCCAUAAUAUAAUCAUAAUUAUUUUAAAGAGUGAGAAUAAAUUCACGAUUUUCGCAUUAAUGAACUAUCUAUGUUAUAAGUAUAAUGCGCGUGCGUGUGUUUAAAAUUUCCGAAGGAAAUGAAAGAGAAAAAGAAAAAAACAAUUAAAGAAAUAAAAAAGUCGACACUUAUCACGUCAAUAAUUAUUCACGCAAAUUAUUUUUUUAAUUCCAAUUUCCAAUGUCUCGCGUAUAGGACGAUUAAAAUAACGUUCAAGCUCAAACUGACAAAACGAAUUAUGAACGUAGUAUUAUAGGGGAAAUUUUUGCAUGUAUAUACGCAAUGACACUUUAUGACGCUAAUGUAAAUAAAUUUAAUCUACUCAUCAACGACUCGUGUGAUCGAUCGCGGUAUGCGCGAUUAUUAGUUAGAGUUGUAAUUAUACCGUGGGGGAAAAAAAAUUGACCAAUUACAUACGAUGUGUUGGAAAAUCGAUCGAUCAUUGUACGUUUAAUGUUUAUUGUUGAAAGUAAUCGGCAGUUGAAUGGCUUUAUUGUAAUGUUAAUUUGUUGGAAAUUUUCUGUGAAAAAGCAAAGUAGACAAAAAAAAAAAAAUAAUAAAUUCAAAUAUUCUUUAAGUGAAAAGAAUUGAAUUGGAGUAUACGAAUAUUUAAAAAAACGAAGUCAAUCAGACGGACAACGAUUUGAGAUAUAAAAUUAGGAAUAGGCGCAAUUACUGUGUUGUGAAAUUGCAAAAAUUUUUGUUUGUGUAAGGGUGAGAGUAAUGAGCGCAUAAGUAGAAUUACCGAAGUGAUAAAUAAUCACCGGAUAGCUAUUGCAUGAAUAUGUAUGACGAAAAGACAAUUUGCAAAUAUUGAAAAAUAAAAAAAACUAAUUCAAUUCUUACAUGCAGGUAUAAAAUGAUUGAGAAAUUCUGUGAUAUUAUGUUACUACAAUUAUGUGUUUACGCGUCAAUUUUUAACAGGGAAUGUUGUUAUAAGUUUUUCGCUCUUGCUGUAUGUUUAAUUUUAUGUGUUCCAUGAAUUUUACUAUAUCCUAUAUGUAUAACGGAUUUGUGACAGUCAUGUGUUAAAUGUAAAGCGUAUGUAUGUAUUACAGUAACUUUUUGAAUUUUGGUAAUUCUGACAGUUUCCCAAUUGAGAAGCGACCAAAAUUCAACGAGUUUAAUAUAUCAGAUAUAUACUGUCUGAAUAAAUCUGCAAGACUGUUCUUUCAUUACCUGUUUUACCAUCCCCGACGAACCUAAUCUCGUUGCUAGAAAUUGAAUCGCAAAUUUUACCUGCCCUUACGGCGGGUUAAUGAGUACAGUUUCGUUUUCUCAUCAUUUCUUAUGAUCCGUACUAAGGACUGUUCAGAUUAAUAAUUAACAUGCCCACCUCAAACAUGCCCGCGUACAUUGUUUAAUUUGAGUAUGCAUAAAUUUUAUUCAUAAGCGACAAAAAUAUAAUAUAGUACACACAUAUGUAUAUACAUAUAUGUACUAUAUAUAUUUACAUUUACAAAAACACGGUAUUAUAAUAUUGUGAACGUAACGUUAUUACAUAUAAUAUGUAUAUAAAUUUGUUUAUAUCUUAAGUAAUCCCCUUGUUCGCGUAUUCUCAGAAUUAGAGGUUUCACUCAGAUAAGAGUGUUUUCCCUCUAAACUAAAUUCUAUCGAGAUAAACUCGCAGCGUUCCUCGAAUUACACACGUCGAUGUAAAGCUGAUUAAAAAACACAUGCAUAGGUAUAACACGCCAAGUAAAAUUGGCGAUGUAGGGUUGAAGCAGCUUUUUGUCUUUUGUACACCUCGAACUUCCAGCAAUAAUCGUAAAACACGCGGCUACCGGAUCUCACCUCAAGUACAACAACAGUAGCGAAAAAAAUUCAACCUACGCUGCUGACGAAUGCUUCGUACGUA